Messenger RNA from Daldinia childiae, 1257 nucleotides. RefSeq names its product putative rna polymerase-associated protein. NCBI's taxonomy places the organism in Eukaryota, Fungi, Ascomycota, Sordariomycetes, Xylariales, Hypoxylaceae. Gene Ontology annotation, cellular component: nucleus; Cdc73/Paf1 complex. The transcript is spliced from 2 exons. The record is from RefSeq and is a predicted model, not a curated record. Gene Ontology annotation, molecular function: RNA polymerase II C-terminal domain phosphoserine binding. The coding region runs from base 1 to 1257 and encodes 418 amino acids. Gene Ontology annotation, biological process: transcription elongation by RNA polymerase II; positive regulation of transcription elongation by RNA polymerase II.
AUGUCCGAUUCCGAGGAUGGGGGUGACCUUUUCGGCGACGAGGGCGAAGUUCCGUUUAUAGAUCAAGUGCUUAGUGAUCAGGAUCUUGCUUCGGAACAAGAUGAAGGUGAUGAACGCGAUGACAACCGCGACCAUGACCGUAGCCGCGACCGAGAUGAUGAUGCGGACGAGGACCAAGAGGUCAAGGUAAAACGCAUCAUGGGUGUCACACUUCAUCGACACAGGAUUCCACGAACCUCUAAGGAUGGUACUGGUUCCCUACAAACGAUGAAAGUUCCCUCCUUCAUCAAGCUACAAGCUGAAGAAUACAAGCCCGACGCGUUCGAGCCGACCGAAUGGGACAUACAGAAUGCGCGAUCUGAGCAGCGCAAGAAUGCUGUCCGCUUCCAACGGGACCCCGAGACCGGCGAGCUUAAGAGCAACGCUGUUGUAUACCGUUGGAGCGAUGGAUCUCUCACCAUGUCUGUUGGGGCAGACCACUACGAGAUACAGAAGAAGGCAAUGGCACCCGCGGCUGACAAGCCAUAUUACGAAGAGCGUGACGAUGCCCACUACUACGUCGCAGCAGCGCAUUUUACGAGUGAGCUAUUCAUGACUGUGGGCCACGUUUCCGAACAAUACUCCGUGAAGCUUCCCUCGAACCUAAAGGACGAGGCUCUACUCAAGUUCAGCCGAGACAUGGAAGCCGCUCAGCGCGCUAGAAGACAAGGUGGUGAUAUGAUUAUCACAACUACGAAAGAUCCCGAGCUUCAGAAGAAAGAAGCAGAGUUGGCCGAGAAAGAGCGCAUGAAAGCACAGAGACGACGGGAGAAUGCAGCUGCGCGACUUGAUGGACGAACUGGAGGCUACAGGAGCGGAGGACUUUCGAUUGGCGACCUAGAGGGCGGCCGCAGAAAUGGUGGCUCUCGAAAGAGAGGUGCGCCGGGCUCAGGAAAGGGCAAGCGACGCCGACCAGAAUAUGAUUCCGAUGAUGACUUCCCGUCAGGUGGAGGACGCCAGAACGAGUAUGAUCGCGAGGAUGAUUUCAUCGCCCCUAGUGAUGACGAGGAAGAAGCAAACGAGGAUGACGAAGAUGAAGAAGAUCUUUUAGAUGAUGAUGACGAGGAAGAAGCUCCCCGAAAGAAGCGCCAGAGGACAGCUGACGCUGAAGAUGCUGAUGCCGACGCGGAUGCUGACCUGGACGACGUGGACGCGCCGGCCGAGUCUUCCCACCGGCGAAGACGCCAUAUCAUUGCCGAGGACGAGGAUGACGAAUAG